Molecule: messenger RNA, 218 nt
Organism: Sphaeroforma arctica JP610
Lineage: Eukaryota; Ichthyosporea; Ichthyophonida
Exons: 1
Source: RefSeq, a predicted model, not a curated record
AAGUCAAAGACGAUCGACGUCGCAAGAACAUUGAGCGGAUGAAAGAGAUAGUCAAAGGAGCGUCGUGCAGACUCUCUACUGACGACAGGCGCAAGCACGGCGAUCGGGAGACCCACAGACAGGACAGUACCACGUCUCCCGCCAAAAUGCUGCAGCUGGUAACAGACCCCGAACUGCUGGCCGACGAUGCGGUGAGUGUGGGAGUGGGCGUAGGGGAG